Messenger RNA from Caenorhabditis auriculariae, 4107 nucleotides. Lineage: Eukaryota; Metazoa; Nematoda; Chromadorea; Rhabditida; Rhabditidae. The record is from the annotation of a GenBank genome assembly.
AUGCCGGUAGUCGUAAACUGGUAUAACGGAACAGCGUUCCUCGAACCCAAACAUUCCAAGCUUAUUGGUCAUUCGGCCGCUUGUUCCUCCCGAAAAGAAGAUAGGCGCCUCUGAAAAAACGAGCCUUUGACCCAUUCUUUCGGAUCGGUUACUCCUCUUUCGAAGGACCGCCCUCUUAUUUGGCGCGCAGAGAAUAUCCCCGACCGCUGAAAUUUUUCAUCGACCGUUCUUCGGCAGCUUAACAAAACGAGUCCCGUAUCUCAAAAAUUGACUCUGAAUUCUUUUUCUUCAUUUUUCUUCUCACCCCGAACCUAUCAUUCUGAAUUCUCGCUAUGCGCUCAGACCUCAUAGCCUUUUUUGGCUUGUUGGUUGUCUGCAGCAGCGCCUUGAAGCUCAGCGGCCAGGAUGACAUCGUUGUGAAGCUCUCCAAGGAUCAGGUUCGUUCCCUUCAUUCUACUUGUCAUUUCCGAGUUGAACUUCUUCGAUUUUCAUUCUUUUCUUUUUGUUCUAAAUGAAUCAAAAAAAUAUAUUUUAGAGUUCUCUUACAGUGAACGAGAGAGAAAAGUUUUAGAUUUUGUUGUUUUGUUUUGUUAUUCAAUUUUUGGUUUUACCGAUAAAACUCUUCCGCAAUUUUCUUCUGAAAGAUCUUAUUUUGAAAAAGUUUUCUUCACGAAAUGUUUGAUAAAUUUCAGAUUGUUGGUCACGAAGGAAAAGAAAGCUCGCGGAGAGCCGGGGAAUGGCUUGAGGCGCCGUGGGGCGACGUCUACCAGUUCCGUGCAGGCCAUCAGAAUUGGCUGGUCGCUCGGGAACACUGUCUCUCGAUGAACGCCGACCUCCUCGUCAUCAAGAACGAAACUCAGCUCGUAUGUUUCAACAGUUUUUUUCUCGUCUUUUUUUCAAUUAUUAAUGCCAGUUUUAUAUCGGAAUUGGCAAAUUUUUUUGAUUUUUGAAAUGUUUUUCCACUGAAUUUAAUAUUCUCUGCAUUAUAAAAAGGUACCUAAUUCCGCAAAUCUGACUGAAUCAAAACCAACGAGAGUAUACUAAUUAAUAGUUAUCGUUCGCUUCUCUGAAUAAUCUAUUAUGGCUUCAUUUAGCAUUGCAAAAAAUCAAGAAAAUAAAAUUUUUCUAAUCAAAAUAUAAUUUUCUCUUCGAAAAUUCUGAGAAUUUUAGGAUUGGAUUCUGUCGCAUUACGCUCCUUUGUCAACUCGCUUCUCUCCACGACUUAUCCAGGUUUUUUCGUGAAGAAAAACCUUAUUCUAUUGUUUUCAGGUCGGUCUACUCUUGCCUGAAGGACAUAACCGUGAUUGGCAAUGGGUUGAUGGAUCAAAAGUCGAGGAGGAACUGUAAGCUGGUGGAAAUCGAAAAAGAUUUAUCUUUUAUUUGAAGGAGCUGGGCUGCCGGAGAGCCUUUCGACCAUUCAAACAACGGAAGAGAGAGAUGUGGUCUUCUGAAUAUAGAAGCACGUCGUCUGGAUGAUGUCGAUUGCGAAGCCAGCGAUGAUUCUGCUGCUCAGAGAUACAUUUGUCAAAGGAACAGCGAUGCUCACAAAACGGUAAAUAUAGAAAAACAGAAAGAAACAAUUAUUUUAUGAGUUCAGCAACAAAAGUCCAACAACUACAUAUGGGGCAAGAUUGAACAACUCUUCAAUUUUUUCGGCAUCGGAACCGCACCAACCACUACAACGCAACAGAACAAGACAGAUAAAGAUUACAUAGACGAGGUACAAAAUUCGUUCAGCUCUUACAUGAAAAGGAGCUUGAAGGUGGAAGAAAACGACAGAAACACGACAUUCGUGACUACAACCAUCGCGUCGAACACAAACAAGUGGUCGGAUGAUGCCGAACAGGCCGAGGUGGAAGCCAUUCUGAGCAAGCUCCCUAAGCCCCUUGCGGAGAUCGAGAGGAAAAAAGAAGUUGAGAGCAAAAAGGUCGUUCCUGAGGGGUCGGGAGCGUCGGCGGAAGUGAAAGAAACAACUCGUGUACCAGCUCGAGCUCAUGCCACUCGUCUCAAAGAAAUCUCCGACGCUGAAGGCAGCGGUGCUCAAGUCGAUAAAAGCAACGUUGAGGUAGACUACCUCUAAAUCUAACAUCUGGAAGCUGAUAUUUUCAGGAAGUGAAGGAGUUCAUUCAAGUAGAUGACCCUAAAAAGCUCGAUAAAAUGAUCAAAAACAUGGAGGACAUGAUCACUUCUUUGGACUUGCUGACUGUCACGGAAAACAAGUCAGACCAAGCCAACAUCUCGAGGACCACUGUGGGCGCCAAAAAACCCUCCACAGAAGCGAUCACGCCUACUCAUGCUCCAGAAGCGGCGACAACAGAGUCACAAAAACUUGAAGCUUCGAUUCAAGCUCGAGAAGUUAGUGAGAAACAUCAAUACAUAAAAAUUUAAUUACUGCAGGAGCUCGAUAACACCGUUGUAGCUGGUGUUUUGGAAGACGACUUCGACGAGGAAAAAACCAAAGAUAUGGUUGAUCAUUCUCUGUUACUAUUUUGAUUCGAUUGUUAAGCCGAAAGCCGAAAUCACGCCACCCCAUGAAAAACUGGAAGACUGUGAUAAUUCUACUGCCACGGAGGGAAGCGGCUCAGAAAGUAUAAAACUGGCCGGAAGUGAAGAAGAGUCUUUGGAGGACGAAGAAGCUCUUCAAAAGCUGGAAAUUACGACUGAACGAGAGGAGCAUGUUAAGGAGUUCCUGGGAGUUCUUCGGCGAUUCCUCGAAAGAGCAGAAAGAGGAGAUCUGAAGUUAGCGGAUUUAUUCAAUUUCCCUUAAAUAUUAAUAACAGAAAGCUGCUCGAUGACAAGUCUGGAAAAACCUUGCUGCAGCGAAUGCGCGACGCUAUACGAGAAGCCAACCGUCGCGAGUUCCAGAUGAUGGAGCACAUAGAAGAACUGAAAAGUAAAGGCGAAAAAACCGAAGAGGUUUCGUUCAUAUUAUUACAUAUAUUAUUUGAAUGGAUUUUUUAGAUUGAAAAUCGCCGGAUGCCAGCUUUAGAGCAAGAAGAACUUUACAAGAAAAUCAGCUCGGUAGUGUAUCAUGCGGCCGAGAAAGAAGCGGACAAGAAAGGAGCCUUGAUUUCGCGUGUGAGUUCCCGCGAGCAGUUGCAAGGACCCAAAAAGAGGUCGCGCUCUUCAGCGGCUGAGGGAUCAGGCGACGAGCUGCAGAACGAGCUCAAAGACUACUAUGGAGACUACCUGGACAACAACGAGAUCACAGAACACGAGGAGAAGCUGCCAAAGAAGUCCCAGCGUACAACGAAACUAAUCAAGAAAACAUUGCCCACUACGACGAGCGCCUCUGUCACAUCUCCGUCUACUUCUGAAGUCCCCACAAGCACUGAAUCUUCUCCAAAUCUUAGCAAUGCAGAAGCCGAGAAAAAGGCUUUGGAAAAAAUCCCAAAUGAGGCUUCCGAGUCUUCAGAAGACAAGACAGAAGAAUCUGAAACAAGCAAACUAAACGUUGAUGACGUCACAAAACCAUCAGAUCGGACUACUAUUGAGGCUUCUGAAGCUACGACGGAAGCGGUUGAAACGACUGCUGAUGUCGGAUCUGAAGAACCGAAUGUAGGAAAAAAUGAAACUACCACAACAUCUACGAUCGGAGCUUUGAACUCUACGACCACGGCGGAUGAAACAACUACAUCUUCUUUAGCCGGCUUAGAAGAUACUAGUAAGCCUUCCGAAAAAAUUGAAGAAAAGUCGCUGAAAAAAGAAAAACAACCGCUCGAAGAAAAGGCAGAAAAAAAGACGAAAGUUUCACAUCCAGAGCUUGAAGGUCUAGACGACGAGGAAGUUAAGACGAAGGCGAUUUCAACUACAGAGCCAAGUACAACGGCGAAAACUGGGGAGAAGAGCGAGUUUGAGAAAAGGAUAGACACAACAGAAAUUCUGAGAGCCAUCAAAGACAAAGAGCAGAGUUUAGUCUCAAAGGUUCCUGAGGUCCCUACAAUCGCUCCGUUCUCUCUUCCACCACUUCCAACGCUUCCAACCUUGGCUCCAUUUAAACCGCCUACAGGAACUCCGUUUCCACCACUCCCCACGCUCGAAGAUCUUCUCACAAACCUGAACUCUGAAUUCAAAAAACUUUUGGCCCCGCCAAAACCGCUCGGAUAA